AACUAACCUUGCAAAAAGUUGCAAAACAGUUUGCCAAAAUUGCCGAAAGAAAGUUUGCUAAAAAGUUUAAUUAUACGUUGUAAAUAUUAGAAACCAGUAAAUUACUGUAGAAUUGCAGCUGCGUUUUCUUAUUUCAUAAAUAAUACAAUGUUAAAUAAUAGGGUGGGAAUGAUAUUUAAUGUCUUGUAUAUGCAGCUCAACAACUGUGGGACUUCUUGUAACUUACUUAGAUGUUGGAAAUGGGACGUUACACAAUUGAUUACAAGAUCGCUUCAAACGAAGGCCAAAUAUGCAAUUGUAAUAUUGAACAGACCAAUAUCACAGAAACAAGAAUUCAUCACAAAUCUAUGGAAUAAUGCAUUAGUAAGAAUGACUGUUGACGGUGGAACAACAAGAUGGGACAAAUUUCUCAAAGAACUACCUGAAAAUGUACAAAGCACAAUGAAAUACCCAGAUUUGAUAACUGGAGAUUUUGACUCCAUCGGCCAGGAUAUUCUACAGAAAUAUAAAAAAAGUUGUAAGGUUAAAUCCUCUACCAAUCUAAAUGUGAUACACACACCAGACCAAGAUUACACGGACUUUACCAAAGCAUUGAUAGAACUACGUAAACAUUGCCAACAAAUUGAUAUGGAGAUUGACCAUGUUUUGACUAUCUGUCAGAGUUCUGGAAGACUAGAUCAGAUUUUAGGGAACAUUCAAACACUAUUUCUGGCCACAGAAAAGGCCUUACUUAGUCCUAACACAAGGGUUUACAUAAUAACAGAUGAUGCAGUCUCCUGGCUCCUGUGCCCUGGAGAGCACAUAAUAAGCAUCCCUGAACAGACAAGGUUCCAUAAAAGGGCUUGGUGCUCAUUAGUUCCUAUUGGAGAGACUUGUAGUUAUGUAACAACUACUGGAUUGAAAUGGAAUUUAGUUAAUCAACCCCUAAGAUUUGGCGAGCUAGUGAGCACGUCAAACACUUUCGACGGGUCAGAAACUGUGACAGUCAAGUGCAGCAACACAGUGCUUUGGUCAAUGCGAGUUCCUAGUUUAUGUCCAUGAAAUGGUGAUAUAAAUAAGGUAGCAAAUGUAUGAAGAGUUCUUAAAGAAAUAGACACCAAACGUAAUAACAUAGACUAAGUAAUUUCGUUAUUAACUUAGUAAAUUCUUUAUCCAAAGUUAGUUACUGACACUUAUAAUUCUAGUAAUUUUUCAAAUGUUACAAUUUAAAUUGGAUCAGAAAUGUUAUUUGUAAACUGACCUAAAAUGUUAGUUUAAUGUAAGGGCCAAUUUUUCCCAUGUUAUGUUCUAUCACCACACGUAGGUAAAUCAUUUUUGGCGAUUUUUCAUUUUAAUGCCAUUCGCCACAGAGUCGAAAGACACGUCGUUUCGUCCAAACUCCUGUGAAGUUGCUAAAAAUGUCUUACGUGGUGGUAGAACUUAACUUUUAUAUUAUUAUUAUUUUUUGCUUUAUAAUUAAUGCAUAAUAUAAUAAACGGCCCUUAUCUGACUGCGUAAAUACGUAAAUGUGAUGUACUUAUUGAGUUGUGUUUAGUUUUUAUUUACCUAAGUACCUGCCAUAUUUUUUGUUAUAUUAUUUUUUACAAUAGGACUUAUGCCAUGUUUGUAGUAAAAAUAUAUAUUUUUUCUAGAUUGAUUCUUUAGCUCUCGGGAUUACACGCAUUGAAAAAAUUACAAUUUCUGUGCUCGUACAAAUUAUUUAAUUUUAAUGGCUUUUUCUGAUCCUAAGGGCCUUAUCACUCUAACGAUUUGUGCGUCGGUUAAUUAAUGUUUUUGUUCUGUAAGACCAUUCCUAAUUUCGAAUUAAUCGUUACUACUCCUAUCUCCAUGUCGAGUGAUUUGUUAUCACUUAUCAAUGAUAAUUGCCUUGUUAAUUGCUAAUCGAACACGGGUUUGACAUAAAUAUGUCAUCUUUUAAUGAUUAUUUUGUAUCUAGAAUCUAGAUCUAUCAGUUUUAAAUGUUAUUACAAUUUCUUAGCGA
This is a messenger RNA of Ostrinia furnacalis (Asian corn borer), 1981 nucleotides long. RefSeq names its product thiamin pyrophosphokinase 1. Gene Ontology annotation, molecular function: ATP binding; thiamine diphosphokinase activity; thiamine binding. Gene Ontology annotation, biological process: thiamine metabolic process; thiamine diphosphate biosynthetic process. The transcript is spliced from 7 exons. Lineage: Eukaryota; Metazoa; Arthropoda; Insecta; Lepidoptera; Crambidae. The coding region runs from base 148 to 1041 and encodes 297 amino acids. The record is from RefSeq and is a predicted model, not a curated record.